UCACUCCUAAAAGGAGGCAGCUGGAACAAAGUUCCGCUCUCCCAGAUAAGCGAAUCUCUGGUGGGGCUCCGGAAUCCUAGGUUCGUACUGCUCUCGAACAGAGUUCUGCCUCACAAGUACUACCAGACUCCCAGUCCUGUGCACCAAUGAGGUCCGACUCUUCGGAUUCUUAACUGAGAGGAAAUUUGGAAGUCAAUGACUGUUUCCGGGAGGAGCUGAGAAGAGGACGCUCACUUCCGGGGGAGGGAGGCUUUCUGACCGGGAUGGAGGAGGUGGAGGAGCGGCUCUUGGAGGAGAAGAGACUGCAUCCCGCCCCCGAGCCGCGCCUGUGUCCGAACUCAGGAUGGAGUCUUUCUGGAGAAGGCUGUGCUCGGGGCCUCAAAGACUUCCCGCCCUGGCCGACCCGAGCCAUGCACGCUCUAAAGAGCCUCCCCCGGGGCUUGGCCCUCGGCCCCUCACUCGCCGAGGAACAGCGCUGGGGGGUCUGGUGUGUCGGGGAGCCCCUGCAGCCCGGACUGCUCUGGGGGCCCCUGGAAGAAGAGUCCGUCUCCCAGGAGAAGGGCGAGGGAGUGAAACCACCGCAAGAGGAGGACCUGUCACUAGGCUUAUGGGGAGAUGUGUUUGCCUGUGAGCAGAGUUCAGACUGGACCGGUUUGGUGCAACGGGGCAGGCUGGAGAGUGAGGGAAACGUGGCCCUGGUGCGGAUCAGUGAGAGACUCCACCUGCAGGUAUAUCAGGUUGUGCUGCCAGGCUUUGAGCUGCUACUGUGGCCCCGACCUCCUUCUGAGGGCCUCUGUCCCACCCAGACCGGUCCAGAGGAAAAGGCAGCUGCAGCGAUGGUGACAGAAGCAGACUCUGCUAUACAACAGGAAGUGGCCUCCCCUGGGGAAGAUACAACAGAACCUUGUACGGAUCCUGGUCACCAGUCACCCCCCAGCAUUCAGGCAGAGAGUAUGGUAAGCCCUGGACUUAAGACCCAAAUCCAGGACCAGCUUUCCAAGCGUGGCCAACCACUUGGCCCAUUGCUUCAGGAUGGCAGCAUGGAUGAGGAGUACCCACUCCAGGCACAGAGGCCUCCUCAGAGCAGCUCAGCUACCCAGCAGGGCCCAGAGAGCAGUGAAACCUGUUUCACAUCUGCCAGGGACACCCAGCCUUGUGCCUACCUGGCCAAGAAGUUACAUAACCUUAGUGAUCAAUGCCCACCUAGAGCAAAGACCUCAGAACCUGGGGCCCAACACUCUGGCUUCCCUGUAGUCUUGCGGAGCCCUCCUGGCCCAGCAGGAAGCUCCCCAAAGCAGGGACGACGGUACCGGUGUGGGGAGUGUGGCAAGGCAUUCCUGCAGCUGUGCCACCUAAAGAAGCAUGCAUAUGUGCACACAGGCCACAAGCCCUUUCUUUGCACUGAGUGUGGCAAGAGCUAUAGCUCAGAGGAGAGCUUCAAAGCCCACACACUGGGCCACCGUGGGGUGCGGCCCUUCCCCUGCCCACAAUGCGACAAGGCCUACGGCACCCGGCGAGACCUCAAAGAGCACCAGGUAGUACAUUCAGGUGCCCGGCCCUUUGCUUGUGACCAGUGUGGCAAGGCCUUCGCCCGCCGGCCCUCCUUGCGGCUGCAUCGCAAGACCCACCAGGUGUCAGCUGCCCCUGCCCCAUGCCUGUGCCCCGUGUGUGGGCGGCCCCUGGCCAACCAGGGCUCCCUACGAAACCACAUGCGGCUCCACACUGGGGAAAAGCCUUUCCUGUGCCCACACUGUGGCCGGGCAUUCCGCCAGCGGGGCAACCUGCGCGGGCACUUGCGGCUCCACACUGGGGAGCGCCCUUACUGCUGCCCACACUGUGCUGAUGCCUUCCCCCAGCUGCCUGAGCUGCGGCGCCACCUCAUCUCCCACACCGGAGAGGCCCACUUGUGCCCCGUGUGUGGGAAGGCCUUGCGAGACCCACAUACACUCCGUGCUCAUGAGCGCCUGCACUCAGGGGAAAGGCCCUUCCCGUGCCCUCAGUGUGACCGUGCGUACACACUGGCUACCAAGCUGCGGCGCCACCUCAAAUCCCACCUGGCAGACAAGCCUUACCGCUGCCUCACCUGUGGCAUGGGCUAUACCCUCCCUCAAAGCCUCAAGCGGCACCAACUCAGUCACCAGCCUGCGGCGCCCUCUGGCCCACCCUCUGUGCCUCCUGAUGCUUCUGAACCAAGCAUGGUGCUACUGCAGACUGAGCCAGCACUGCUAGACACGUGCAGUGAACAAGAAGCCUCCCCAGCCGGGGAUGUCAUUGAGGUCACCAUUUCAGAGAGCCAGGAGAAGUGCUUGGUGGUGCCAGAGGAGCCGGGCCGUACUCCCAGCCUGGUGCUGAUUCAUAAGGACAUGGGUUUUAGUGCCUGGGCAGAAGUGGUGGAGGUGGAGACGGGCUCCUGACACCGUCCCCUUUCCCUGGCAGAGCUCUCUAUAAAGACUUGUGUUUUCUA
Molecule: messenger RNA, 2464 nt
Organism: Cynocephalus volans (Philippine flying lemur)
Lineage: Eukaryota; Metazoa; Chordata; Mammalia; Dermoptera; Cynocephalidae
Gene: ZNF408
Product: zinc finger protein 408
Exons: 5
Coding region: 264-2414 (716 amino acids)
Biological process (GO): regulation of transcription by RNA polymerase II
Cellular component (GO): nucleus
Molecular function (GO): RNA polymerase II cis-regulatory region sequence-specific DNA binding; DNA-binding transcription factor activity, RNA polymerase II-specific
Source: RefSeq, a predicted model, not a curated record